AUGAAUAAUGUGGAUGAGUUAUCGUCGCAUCAUCAGCAAGAUGGUCAUCAGAAGCAGCCACUGAUACUCCGCCGGAAGUUCUCUCGUAAAUCCAGUAGCUGCACCAUUGAAAACGCCGAAGAUGCCCGUCAUGCCUUGGCCACUCGGCCCAGUGGCGUUCGAGGAGGAGCUUCCACGAACAUGGCUACCACCAACGAUCAGGAAUUGGUGGAGAAGGCCAACAUUCGGGGCAUUUUGUUUCCCUGGACACCUGCCUACAAGAUUUGGUGGUAUGCGACGAUCGUCGGCGCCAUGUUCACCGUCUUUUUUGCUCCUUACCAAGUCGCUUUUGAAGCGACGCCUGGAACUUUGAACCGAUUCAGUGUCACGGGAUGGAUCGAAGUUGGUCUCAAUCUACUCUUUACCAUCGAUAUCGUGGUCAAUUGUCACUUGGCCAUCUACAAGGACGAAAUGAUCGUCUACGAUCGAAAACAGAUUUUUUGGGAAUAUGUCCAUGGUGGAAUGUUCUGGGUGGAUGUGAUUGGAGUCUUUCCCUUUGAGACGGUCGCUCUCUUGCUGUCUGGAGAAUUGGGAGAAACCACCACUCUGGCUCUGCUCUUUUCCUUUUUGCGGCUCAUUCGGUUUGUCCGCUUGCACCGCAUUGCCAAACUAUCCGAAAUGCUCCAGUACAAUGCCCGUGUUUCCCUACUCGCAUCGACGCUCUUGAGAAAUUUUGCCGUCGUCCUCACAUGUGCUCAUUUGGAAGCCUGUUGCAUGUUCUUUUUGGCACGAAUUUACAAUUUUGAUGAAACCACCUGGCUGGGACCCAUUGUCCACGACAUGACCGGAUUUCAGCGCUACGUCACGUCGUUGUAUUGGAGCAUUGUCACCUUUUGCACCGUCGGGUACGGAGACUUUUCUCCCUCCAAUUCCUCCGAACAAAUUGUGGGCAGUAUCUUCAUGUUGGUCAAUAUCGUCGUGGCGGCAUGGAUUAUUGGAUCCAUCACCUUGCUCAUUGUCAAGGGAGAUGAAAAGACGGGCGAGUAUCGAGAUAGUUUGGAAACGCUCCAUCAAUACGGAGCCAUGCAUCAAUUUGACCCGCCCUUUCUCAAUAAAUUACAGCGACAAUUGAGUUUGGAAUUCAACAAUCGUGAAAUUGCCGAUGAACAGGUACUCAAAAACUUUCCCAGUGCCUUGCGACGAAAGAUAUUGCGGAAAUUGUAUCUGCAACCCUUGAUCAAAACGCAAUUGAUGAAGGGAGUACGACAACAAUUUGUGGAUGCCUUUUUGACAUCGUGCACGGUGGAGAUUUUCAGUCCUGGCGAAGACAUUGUGGAACGAGGCUCCAUUUUGUCCGACUUGUUCUUGUUGGUGGGAGGGAUUGCCGAAGUGACGACACCCGAUCUCGUUGCGCAGUCCAAAGACGAAGUAGACAAUGACAAUGCGACUACGCGACACGGUACCGGUAGACUCGUAGAGGGCGAUUUUAUCGGUGAGAUUGGCUUUUUCACCGAGUCGCCUCAAGUGGACUCUGUCACCAGCUUGACCGUUUGCAAGACGUUGACCAUGUCUCGAUCCGCCUACAAACUACUGGCACAAGAUCAUCCUGGGUCUGUUGGAAAAAUCUUACACAACCUCCUCAAGAAAGUAGAAGGAAUGGCUCUACAGCUGGAUCUGCCAAAGCGUUUGACAGUGUUGCGAGCUGGUUCUGACUUUGAUAUAGAAGCCGGCUAUGGCACCUUGAAAUACAACCACAAUACCAGCAACAACAACAGUCUGAGCAGACGAGAAACCGAAGCCAUUUUCCGCCGUCACGAAUCACUCACUGCCAUUGAAGAUCUUGUAAAAAUGCACAUGAGCAAACAACUAGAUGAUCAGACAACAAAGCUCCUCUUUGCCGCUUCCCGUGGAGACACGAGCACCAUUUCUCUGUUCAUGGUUCAUGGUUUUGAUCCCAACAACACGGACUACGAUCACAGAUCUGCCUUGAUGGUUGCGUCCAUGAAGGGCAACACGGAUGUCGCCAAGCUUCUAUUGGAGUACAAGGCUAAUCCUAACCUGAAGGACAUGCAUGGUUCCAGUGCGUUGCUGGAGGCCGUAAAGAAUGGUCACGAAACAACCAUGGCUCUGCUCUCCACAUAUGGGGCAGACCUGUGCAUGCCAGAGAGUCGUGCAGCUUCGGUACUUUGCCAAGCUGUUUUUGAUGGCGACAUUCUCUUGUUGAGGCGACUGCUCAAGGCUGGUAUUGACAGCAAUGCGGCCGACUAUGAUAUGCGUACUGCAGCACACAUUGCAGCAGCCGAGGGCAAUGUGGCAGCCAUCCGCGUGCUUGCAGAGCAUGGGGCCGACCUCACAUUGAAAGAUCGAUGGAAUAAUACCGUCCAGGAUGAAGCCAGGCGUUCGAAUGCUCGCCAACUUUUGGAGUUUCUCGAAGAGCGCAGGAAUCCAAAUUGA
Seminavis robusta is the source of this 2433-nucleotide messenger RNA. NCBI's taxonomy places the organism in Eukaryota, Bacillariophyta, Bacillariophyceae, Naviculales, Naviculaceae. The record is from the annotation of a GenBank genome assembly.